AUGGCAAAUGAAGAAGAGAAGCAGCAUAUCACCAUCGCCAUCUGGAACGCAGAUGGCAUCUAUCACGACAGGUGGGAACAAAGUCUUCAGGCAGCUGAGAGAAAUUCUGAAAAGUUCUGGGGGAUAAUAAAAGCUAGGCGGCAACCCCACAAAGCCAACAGACCAUUACACGGGCAGAACGGCUUGGUAUACACGCCGGAGGACAAAGCGACUGCCAUGUCAAACACCCUCGAGCUCCAAUUCCGGGAGAAUGUCAUAGAGGACGACGAGGACGAAGCAGACGCCCUGGAACAGCGGGUAGAACGACACCUCCAUCGUAGACUUCGCACCAGGUGCCCCAUGGACCCAAAUAAUAGCUGCCUAACCGCCAAAGAGGAUGUUGUCCCGACAGAUCGCACUCUGUCGGCGGCAGCAUCCGCCACACCACCCGCCUACAGCGAUACCGCGUCCACGGUCGGCGCUUCUUGCGCCCCCUCAGGCUACCACCCCAUCUCUGCAGUUGAGCUGUUCGUGAUUAUGAAUCGCGCAGCAAAGCCAACAACACCCGCAGAAAAAGAGGCCGCGGAAAAGGCGUACAAACUUUUCGUGCGCCACGAAUUAAGCGCCGCCCUGGCACAGCUGCCGCCAACAGAGGCUUCCUAUCUGCUGAGUGGACUGCCGCGCUCGGCCUUAGAAGAGGUGAUUGUUCCGCCGGGAGUCCUGCCGGGUGUAGCAACCCAAGACGCUGCUGCCCCGGCGGAGGCGGCCCCGAGUGGUGUUGCGUCACCAGACGUGGCUACUCAAGAAGCCAGUGCUCUGCUGAUCGCCCCAACGGACAAUUCCAGUGAAGAAGCCGCUAGUGCGCCAGUCCUCGCCGUGCAGGGACUGACUGACAGCGACCACCCAAACCCAACACGGCACCCAACAACGCCAGUUCUACUAGAAAUUCCUGAAGCCAACCUGGGGACACUUCUAUCGGCAGAAAUGCCGAUGGAUGCGCAACAGGCAUCACGGAAACGACCAGCCACCUCCGACUCCGAGGAACAAACUGCAGCAACCGCGCCUGAAGGGCGCCAAACAAAAAAGAAGGCUGCUGCUGCAGACGCACCCACAGCGCCCCCUACAGCCGAGGAAGACGGUUUUACCGUACCAAACCGGCGGCACACUGCCAAGCCCAAAAGGCUUGAGAAGGUGCUCGCCCCACCGCCAGCCACAUCAAAUCGGUUCGCGGAGGCAACCGAAGUUGUCAUGGAAGCGGAACCCGCCGCCCCAGCACGUAAACAGACACGCCCCCCUCCAGUAAUCGUGACGUGGGACGACGAGUUCAUGGACCUCCGCCGCAUGAUUAAAGAAGUGGUGGAA
This is a messenger RNA of Schistocerca serialis cubense, 1341 nucleotides long. RefSeq lists its product as uncharacterized. The annotation marks the transcript as partial. NCBI's taxonomy places the organism in Eukaryota, Metazoa, Arthropoda, Insecta, Orthoptera, Acrididae. The transcript is spliced from 3 exons. The record is from RefSeq and is a predicted model, not a curated record.